Molecule: messenger RNA, 4988 nt
Organism: Synchiropus splendidus (mandarinfish)
Lineage: Eukaryota; Metazoa; Chordata; Actinopteri; Syngnathiformes; Callionymidae
Gene: clec16a
Product: C-type lectin domain containing 16A
Exons: 23
Coding region: 126-3455 (1109 amino acids)
Biological process (GO): endosome to lysosome transport; endosomal transport; regulation of autophagosome maturation
Cellular component (GO): endolysosome membrane; late endosome
Source: RefSeq, a predicted model, not a curated record
UACUGUUUGCUUGCUAAAGCCGUGGAGCUACCUGCGCUCUGCUGCGGGCAUGAUGGACUGCCGGGGAGACUGAAGCGCGGCGAAGAACGCACUUGUCACAACGCGAGCCCCAACGAACUGCAGCAAUGUUCGGCCGCUCGCGUAGCUGGGUCGGAGGCCAGGGCAAAGCGAAAAACAUCCAUUCUCUCGAUCAUUUGAAGUAUAUGUAUCAUGUGUUGACCAAAAACACCACAGUGACCGACCACAACAGAAACCUGCUGGUGGAGACCAUUCGCUCCAUCACGGAAAUCUUAAUAUGGGGAGACCAAAAUGACAGCUCGGUAUUUGAUUUUUUUCUGGAAAAGAAUAUGUUUGCCUUCUUUCUUAACAUCCUGCGACAAAAGUCUGGUCGCUACGUUUGCGUUCAGCUCCUGCAGACGCUGAAUAUUCUCUUUGAAAAUAUCAGCCAUGAGACAUCUUUAUAUUAUUUGUUGUCCAACAACCACGUUAACUCCAUAAUUGUGCACAAGUUCGACUUUUCUGAUGAGGAGAUCAUGGCCUACUACAUCUCUUUUCUUAAGACCCUGUCACUGAAACUCAACAAUCACACAGUGCACUUCUUCUACAAUGAGCACACUAAUGACUUUGCCCUGUACACCGAGGCCAUUAAGUUUUUCAACCACCCAGAGAGUAUGGUCCGCAUCGCAGUCCGCACCAUCACUCUUAAUGUCUACAAAGUGGACAACCAGCACAUGCUGCACUAUAUUCGGGACAAAACCGCUGUGCCAUAUUUCAGUAACUUGGUGUGGUUCAUUGGAAGUCAUGUCAUCGAGCUGGAUAAGUGUGUCCAAACCGAUGAGGAGCAUAAGAACCGGGGCAAGUUGAGUGACUUGGUCGCCGAGCACUUGGAUCACCUUCACUACCUGAACGACAUUCUUAUCAUCAAUUGUGAAUUUCUCAACGACGUUUUGACCGACCACCUCCUUAACCGCCUAUUUCUACCACUUUAUGUUUAUUCGCUGGUCAUCCCUGAAACGUCUGGAGAACGGAAGAUCAACCCUCAGGUGUCUCUCUCGCUGCUCUCACAAGUCUUUCUGAUCAUCCAUUAUCAGCCACUUGUUAACGCCCUAGCAGAGGUCAUUCUCAAUGGUGACCUCUCUGUCUUCGUUCCUGGGACUGACAUGCCACAAAAGAACAUGACUGGUGCCAUUGGUGUCCGUCGAUUCACCAAACCCCCAGAGUCUCUUGAGCGCUCCCUGGAGUUAUCCCGCCACCGCAGUCGCAAACAAGCCCAAAAGAGGCCAAACUACAAAAACCUAGGCGAAGAGGAGGAGGAUGAGCGAGCUGCGGGAGGCGGUGGUGGAGAAGAAAGCUGGGACGAUGCAGCUCGUAACGUCGAUGGAGUCCGUGAGAGGGAGAAGGGAAAAGGUACAGAGAUAGUUGGAGGAGGAAGUGGGAGUGCUAAGGGAAGCAGAGCGAGUGGGGAAACGGCGGAAGAAAUCGAAAUGGUGGUGAUGGAGAAGUGUAAAGUGUCAAUAUUGACAGAGCAAAACAUCACAGAUGAAGAAAAGUCUGAAGCAGCCACACGUGGAAACACACAGAAGAGCAGACCAUUCCUAGACAUGGUCUACAGUGCCCUUGACUGCUCCACUGAUGACUACCACGCUCUUUUUGUCCUCUGCCUGCUGUACGCCGUUUCCCACAGUAAAGGCAUUAACCGAGACCUUUUAGAGCGGCUGCAGCUGCCAGUGCCCAACCAGGAGAAAGCCUCUUAUAGUUUGGUACUGGUGGAAAGACUGAUCCGAGUGAUGAGCCAGGCAGCACAACCAGAUGGUAAAGUCCGCCUGGCCACCUUGGAGCUGAGUUGUCUUUUACUAAAACAGUCUGUUCUAUCUGGAAAUGAGUGUAUCAUUAAAGACGUUCACCUGGCGUGCUUGGAGGGUGCCAGGGAAGAAAGUCUUCACUUAUUACGGCGGUUUUACAAAGGCGAAGAGAUCUUUCUGGACAUGUUUGAAGAUGAAUACAGGAGCAUGACGAGUAAACCACUGAAUGUUGAGUACCUGAUGAUGGAUGCGUCGAUACUGUUGCCACCCGCUGGCACACCACUGACUGGGAUCGACUUUGUCAAGAGACUUCCAUGUGGGGACGUGGAGAAAACUCGAAGGGCCAUCCGUGUGUUCUUCAUGUUGCGGUCAUUAUCGCUCCAACUUCAGAGAGAACCAGAGACACAGCUGCCCCUCACCAGACCAGAAGACCUCAUUAAAACCGAUGAUGUUUUAGACCUCAACAACAGUGACCUCAUCGCCUGUAUCGUCGUGAGUAAAGAUGGCGGUCAGGCCCAGAGGUUUCUUGCAGUGGAUGUUUACCAGAUGAGUCUUGUGGAGCCUGAAACUAAAAGACUUGGCUGGGGAGUCGUUAAAUUUGCAGGACUAUUGCAGGACAUGCAGGUUUCUGGGGUGGAAGAUGACAGCAGGGCUCUGAACAUCGUCAUCCAUAAACCCAGCUCCAACCCUCACGCCAAGCCGCUCCCCAUUUUGCAGGCCAAUUUCAUCUUUGCUGACCAUAUCCGUUGUAUUAUUGCAAAGCAGAGGCUCGCCAAAGGUCGCAUCCAGGCCCGGCGUAUGAAAAUGCAGAGGAUUGCAGCUCUGUUGGACCUUCCUGUGCAACACAGCGGCACUGAAGUCUUGGGUUUCAGUCAGACAGCCAGCGCCUCUCCAAGUGCGCUGCCAUUCAGGUUCUACGAACAGUCACGACGAGCCCCUCAUGACCCCACCGCAAACAGAUCAGUGUUUGCCUCUGUCGAUAAAGUGCCAGGAUUCGCUGUAGCUCACUGUGUGUCGUUGCACAGUCCCUCUCCCCUGUCUUCACCUUCAACUCCGUCCAGUGGAAGUGGGAGCACAGGACGCCGUGACUCUGUUACGACCAGCACAAUAUCGGCUCAGAGCCCCGCAGAUGAUGGGAUGUUUUUGGAGACCACUCCUGUGGUUUCUAGUGGAGAAGGAGAAUCAGGUAGUGAAGUAUCUCUGGUCUCCUCCGCAACAGCUCUUGCACCAAGCCUGACCCCGGCCUCUCAGCCCACCAUCUCCCUCCUCACCGACAGCAACACGGAUGCUUUGAGUGUGGAGUCUCUGACCCUGCUCCCCCCAGCGGAUCCCCCUCACCUACACCUCUGCACUGGCCAUCUGCCUGCAACUAAGCCUGCUGCUGACCCCAUAACUGAGGUAGACGAAGAGGGUGACAGUGAGGAGGGAGAGGAAGCUGUGAGACCAGAGUGGGGUCAGGAGGGAAAGCAAGAGGGGUCCGUGACGGAUCAUGCACCAGUGACAGCAGAGACAACAGCGUCCCCUGAAGUUGGGGAAUCGAUCAUUGGCCAGAACUCUUCUGAGGACCUCCAAGAAACUGAUAACCAGGAAACUCAUGGUGAUGAAGGGAAAACAGAAGAGGCAGAAACACCCGACUCAGCUGAAUUGAACUAAAUGCCUACACACACACACACACACACACACGUGUGCGCACACGCACAGUUUGUGAGCAGUGAAAUGCUCACCUCCGUUAUAUUUCCGUGUCGUAACCUGCUGGUGUUUGAAUGGACACCACUCCUGCUGCCACUCAGAGCCUUGUGCACUGAAGAGAUGGAAGUCUGACUUUGCAAAAAUAGACCUUGUGCGUGUAUUUGUUGAAUGCAAGUUUUUAAUCAUUCUCACUCAUGAGUUGACGUGCAACCAGCAAGGUUUUUUACAAAUAGCUGUUAAUGGACAGACUUCAUAUGCUGCUGUUGAAAAAUUCUCUCAUCUACUGUGCAUGUCGCACACGCAAACAGGUCCAUGACCAACAUACCAGAUGCAUAUAUUUUCCUAAAUUGUAAAAUGAUAAGGAAACACCAUUUUUUUCUGCCAGAUAUUCCAGCAGCCCUUCUGUUCGCAGCAGAAAGAAAAUAAACUUCUGCCUUAUAAGUUAAAAGACGUGCUGAGUAACUGUCAGAAACUGUACUGAAGAGGUAAAGUUGAAGGGUUUGAAUGAGCUUUUGAGCAGUUCUCCAGUUUGUUCUUCACCGUGGAAACUGGGAGCAAACAUCUGUUUACUCCAAGACAACCCCAUUGGUUAAUUGAAGUGUUUUAUUUUUGGUUGAUAAGUAUCGCCUCACGCCUUGUUUCACAUUGUCUUAUCGUUGGUUCAAACUGUUUUAGUAAGAACAGGAGGGGCAGUUGAAUUGCUGCUCUCGCUCCAGAGUGUUUAGAAUCCCAUCACAUCUGCAGUUGAUUUUAACCUGCUUUUAUUUCCACUUCUUUUGUGCAGUGACUCAUGUCUAUAUUCAAGUACCAAGUUGAAGUCCCACCUUCUUGACCUCACCAUUACCAAGCCCGUUUUAUUCUAUCUAUUCACAGGAAAUCAGUGUGUUUAUUGAUGAUGUUUGAGGAGAUUCAUCUACUAGUGGUUAAGGUCGGUUCUUAUGUUUGUUUGAAAGCAGCAUCAAAUUGCUGGUGUGAUUUUCUUCUGUAGUCCACCGGAUCCUCUUGAAUGUAUGUGAGGCUGACUAUUGGUCGCUGAAUCCUCAGAUAUUCUUGGUCAUUGAGUCACAUUAAGAGUGAACGAGUCUCUUUUCUGUAGAAGUACCUGGCAUUCGUAGAUACACUAGAAUUCCAGCUCCUUCAAGGUCAGUGUCCAAUCUCAUCUGAAGUCAGCUGCAAUAAUAUGAAGCACUGAACCGUCCGGAGGAGAGAUGAAUGUAUGUUCACGCCUUGUUUCUUCCUUCCUUCUCACACCUCCAUUUCUCCAUCAUCCAGAGAUUAUUCUCUUAUUUGUUUGAACCCUUUCACCUUCCUGUGAACUGCAUCGGAUGGUGAAAUAACUCCAGUGCAUUGACCCAAAUAAAUCACUAUUGACAGUCCUUCAUCAAUGAUUGUAGAGUGUGUAUUAUGUUUGUAUGCUCUGUAAAUGCUUUUAAACAAGUACUUAUUAUUAAUGAAAUGGUUCAGAGAUGAAUUAAAAACAUGCAAUAAAUUAUUCUA